AGAACCUGGCUUUCUAAUUGCCUUCAUAAACACCCAAAUUGCACGGCUACCCGAGCCGGAGGCCGGCUUCCAAAACGGGUCCUCGAUCUUCAGGGCGAUAGGGUUGUGCUUCAUGUUCCCAUUGGCAGCGAUAUCGAGGCAUAUGCAACAUUGAGUUACUGUUGGGGAUCUUCGGGGGUCCCCUUAAAGACGACAUCAGCCAAUUUCGAAGAUCACUGCCGCGGGAUCCCGCUAGAGGCAUUCCCAGAAACCCUCAGAGACGCAAUAUGUUUCGUAAAAGAGCUGGGUAUUCAAUACCUUUGGGUUGACGCCCUUUGCAUCAUACAGGAUGGAGAUGGUGGUAAGGACUGGGCCGAGCAGGCGGCUGCGAUGGCGGCUAUCUACCAGGGCGGGGUACUCAACGUCUCGGCCCUAGAUGGUGACGACUGCAAUUCGGGGCUGAAGCCCAAGAAGCUGAGCGGCGUCGGCCUCCGGGUUGGGACGGUGCUGCAUCCGGAAGCGAAGCGAGAUGUUUAUUUCGUUGGAAGCCCCAACUAUCAGAGUCUUCAGACAGAACACCGCCGGCUAGCUAAGCGCGGCUGGGCUUUCCAGGAGCGACUCGUUUCUCCAGCCACUAUCCACCAUACCGACUGUGGCAUGGUAUGGGAGUGUUGCUCCCAGGUCGAGGCGGAAACUGUGUGGGAAGCGGGCGACUCCGAAGAGCUUGAGGUUUGGUACUUGGCCUUGCAGGACUACUCAUCGAGGAAGCUUACCUUCGAGCGGGACCGCCUACCAGCGCUCGCUGGGAUAGCUGCGCGGCUGGCAAUGACACUCGGGACCACUUAUAUCGCCGGACUGUGGAGGGAAGAUAUAUCACGAGGGCUCUGUUGGAUGCUCAUGAAUCCUCGAGAUGAAAGAAAUGCAGCCCUACGACGAAGUGGUCAGGGGCCUACGUGGAGCUGG
Molecule: messenger RNA, 942 nt
Organism: Ilyonectria robusta
Lineage: Eukaryota; Fungi; Ascomycota; Sordariomycetes; Hypocreales; Nectriaceae
Product: heterokaryon incompatibility protein-domain-containing protein
Exons: 2
Source: RefSeq, a predicted model, not a curated record